Molecule: messenger RNA, 1833 nt
Organism: Theileria annulata
Lineage: Eukaryota; Apicomplexa; Aconoidasida; Piroplasmida; Theileriidae
Exons: 10
Coding region: 1-1833 (610 amino acids)
Molecular function (GO): calcium ion binding
Source: RefSeq, a predicted model, not a curated record
AUGUUAGGAAUCGCCUUUAGAAGUUUGGUGAGAAGGUCGGAAGUUUCAGCCUCAAAACCAUUUGGAAGCCUAAACGACUGCUUCAAACUUUUUGAAACUAAUAAUUCAGUCCCAACUCAAGAAUUAUAUGACGCUUUUAAGUACCUCGCCUCUGAUAACACAGUCAGAAAAGAUGCAAUAAAAGAUGAACGAUACCCUUCAAUCCUUAACCAGCUAGAUACACGUCUGAGCACAUUAAAUUCCUCAUACUUGGGGAAUUUUGCACUCAGACUGGUUUUAUUAUCACAGUCGAACAACUACUUGGGAAGCAACCGCAAUGAUGUGAACGUCGAACAAACAAAAAAAGUAAUUGAGAAAAUAGCAACAACGAUGAUUGAUAAAGGAGGACAUGUUAAGGAAAUCAGUCAAGUAGCAUACGCAGCAUCGAGUUUGGGGGUGGUAAACCAUCCGAUUUUCGAUUAUGAAAAACAACAACUUACACUAAAUAUCGAUCUGGCAACUCCGGACUCACUAAACUUAUCACUACAGACGGCAUAUAAGAGAGGAACAAGAGAUAGAGUUUAUUUGGCACUUUUGUGUGAAAAACUGUCAGAACUUACUGACAGAUUCACUGCAAACGAUGUAGUUAUGACACUAAGAUCACUAUCAAAAACAGGGCUGUUGAAAGGGUUUCUAUUGCGUAGACUUUUUACUCUAAUGAUGGACAAUCUUGACCAAUUUUCAGAGUCUCAACUCAUUCAGUGCUCAUACAGACUUGCGACACUCAAGUUCUUCACUAGUAACAAUUUUAAGACCGUUUUCAACAUUCUCAAGCCGAAACUUGAAGACUUACCAUUUCACCUAAAAGUUGAGUUACUUGCUGCAAGUUAUUUGAGUAACGUCGAGACAGACAAUGAAGAUAUGCUUAACUUUCUGGAUUCUAUAAAAUUGGACCAGGACUACGAUCUUUUGAACUUGGCCGACUACGUGUAUGCAUCUGCUUAUUACAAAAGAUAUGGGGAUCGACUCCAAAAGGCAGUUUCAAGCAUGUUUAGUAAAACUCCGUUUAUUGCCAGGAAAUACGCUUUACUUGCAAAAGAGGCUCUUGACUCUAUUUCCCUAGAGUCCAAGUUGAAGAUAAACAUACCAGAUGCCUGGAAGGAGGCGCUGGACAACUUUGAAAAAACUGAAAUCGAGAGGAUGGAAAGUCAGCCAAUUUACCAAGAAUCCAAAAAAAUUCUAGAAUCGACUGGAAAAUUCAAAUACUUGCAGAAAGUUGGACCUUAUCUAGUUUCAUUUGUGGACGAUGAGCGAAAAUUAUGUAUCGAUGUGGAAUACGGCACUCUGAUCAGCAAUUUAUCGUUAAAAUUAAGGAACCUCAAUGCACUUGGAUAUAAGGCAUCUGUAGUUAGAUAUUGGGAAUGGAGAAGACUAAAAACAGAAAAGAAUGAGCUGAAGUACGCCUUCAGAUUGUAUGAUAAGGAUUACGAUGGGAAACUCUCGUUCAAUACCUUUAAAACUCUUAUCAAAUCUAUAGGAAUCCACCUUACUAAGGGCGAAUUGGAGUUUCUAGAAUAUGAGGAAAGUGUCCGGGGAGGGUUUACGCUCGAAAACUUAUACGCUCUCGGGGAAUCCUUUUACACAAAUUCUGUUAUAAAGGGAAAGGUUAUGGAAUCCCUGAAAGAACACUUCAACAAUUCCACCUAUUUGGACAAAUUUGAGCUUAAAAAGGUCCUAAUUAAACUAGGGAAUCAAUUGAGGGCCAGUGAGCAGGAAAUUGAAUCGUUUUUUAAAUUUUACAUAAAUGAUGAAGUAUCAAAAAAUUUUACAGUUGAAAGAUUCGUUGAUGAGUAA